Molecule: messenger RNA, 1436 nt
Organism: Odontomachus brunneus
Lineage: Eukaryota; Metazoa; Arthropoda; Insecta; Hymenoptera; Formicidae
Exons: 3
Coding region: 122-841 (239 amino acids)
Source: RefSeq, a predicted model, not a curated record
CGGGGUCAGUCUGGAAUGUCCGUUAACCGGCCAGUCAAGUUUCGAUCGCUCGGCAAGGAGCAUAUCACGAAGAAAUGUAUUCUUGCUUUGAUUGAACGCUGAGCAAGAUCAAGGAUACAGGAUGAAGGUCAUUUGCUUGACGCUACUGCUGAUCGUCGCUCUUAGUCGACAGUCGAGCUCGUUGUUGGAACCAAGGAACGACGAGGAUCUUAUCACAGGAAGGAUUCUUAGCAGCGAGAUUGAAGGAGUUUCGUCGCAGGAGGAUUUGGAGAAUCUGCGGACACUGUUGAGGCAAGCGUCAGGAUCGGGAAAUAACACGGUCACUGCGACCAGACAAGGACCUUGCCAGUGCACCGGUGGUGUUUGCGGGUGUUGCUCAAGGAUUUUGUACAAUGCGUGGAAGCAGAAGGCCUGUGUAAACGUCACAUAUGAUCCCGAGGAGUUCAGCUUCACCGCCAACAUUCUGAUGAACGAUAGAGUCCUUUAUACGAGGACAGUUUCUGGGAAGAAUCCUAGACCGAUAUGUGUUCCUAUUCCAAGGAUUCCAUUCAUCAGGGCAUGCGUUAGAUUCUAUAAUAUAUAUUUCCAAGGCAGAAAUAUUCAUUUGUGCGUGAAUAUGGAAGGGAAGUUUCAAGAUACCACAUUGUUCAAGAUUGGAUACGAUUGUAUUAGAUUUGGCGCGAACGGAUUAGCCCUUGUAAAGCCAGAAGACGGUGGUGGUUUGGGUCAAGUAGAACUUUUUCCGGAUGAUGAUAAUGACAACGACGAUUAUGAUGAUGGGGACGACGAUGACGACGACGACGACGAUGACGACGACGAUGAUGAUGACGAUUUGUUCUGAAAAUGUUCGAUUUUUUGAAAAUCGAUAUUAAUCGGUUGAAAAUGUUCUUUAAUUAAUUUAUUAAUAAUUUGAGUGCCAUGAAGAUGCAUACUUUAUUACUAUUAUUAUAUAAAUGUAUAUAUCUAUUUAUGUAAUAAUGAUAUAUUGUAUAUAUAGUAUAUAUAGUAUAUAUAUUAAUUAAUAAUAUUAAAAAAUAGAACAAUUAAUAAUGUAUCCUAUUCACACAUAUCUACAUCACCUAUCCUAUCAUCCUCUCUUUCACACAUACACAUAAUAUGAUAGUAUAUCAACAUAUAUUAUAUGAUAUAAUGUGAUAGUAGUAUUUCCACUUAUUUCACUUUGGGUAAAACUACAAUUGCCAACAUUUUACUAUAAAAAAUUCAAUAACUUUGAAACGGCGAAACGCCUAAAGCGGAUAAAAUUGUAGUGUUUUAAAAAAGUUUUAAAGGAAUCAAAAAACAUAUGUGGUAAAAAAUAGAGGUUACAUUUAAAAAAUUUGAACUGAGAUCUGGAUCUGACCUAUAUAUAUCCAUGUAAUAUUUACAUUAUUAUUGCGUUAUUAUUAUUAUCAUACAGCUUUUAACAUAUGUUUAUA